Molecule: messenger RNA, 1129 nt
Organism: Epinephelus lanceolatus (giant grouper)
Lineage: Eukaryota; Metazoa; Chordata; Actinopteri; Perciformes; Serranidae
Gene: aspdh
Product: aspartate dehydrogenase domain containing
Biological process (GO): NAD+ biosynthetic process
Molecular function (GO): L-aspartate dehydrogenase [NAD(P)+] activity; NADP binding
Source: RefSeq, a predicted model, not a curated record
UUCCUGCAGUCGUGAGCUGGUUGUUGUGCUUCAAGUUGGGAGACACACAGCUCUGCAGGGCUGUGACAUUAUCUGUUGCAGGUGAACGUUCAGCACGUUUCCUUUUUCCGCACAGGACAUGGCAACCAGCUCUUCCUCCCAAAGGAUUGGAGUUGUAGGAUAUGGACAUCUAGGGCAGUACCUGGUGGAGAGGAUCCUUAAAGAUGGAGCUGCUCUCGGUUUAACUCUGGCUUUCGUUUGGAACAGAAAUUCUGACAAGCUCAAAGGUGUAGUCCCUGAUGAACUCAUACUUGGUGACCUAUCAUCCUUUUCAGAAAGGCGGUGUGAUGUGAUUGUAGAAGUGUGCCAUCCAAAGAUUGUAAAAGAAUUUGGGUGUCACUUCCUGUCUCAAUGUCAUUUCAUGGUGGGCUCACCCUCGGCCCUCUCUGAUCCUGAGCUGAACCAGAAGCUGCGUCAGGCGGCUCAGCAGUAUGGAAGGACACUCUACGUCCCCAGUGGUGCAUUAUGGGGAGGCCAGGACAUUCAAAGGCUGAAUGACAGUGGGAACUUGAAGGCUUUGUUUAUAAGAAUGUCCAAGCACCCGUCCUGCUUCCGGCUGACAGGAGACGUCCUCUCUGACUGGACAGAGGAAGAGGGCAGGCGUGUUUUAUUCAGAGGCUCAGUGGCAGAGCUGUGCCCACUUGCUCCGAACAAUGUGAACACCAUGGCAGCGGCAGCAGUGGCAGCAGGAACACUUGGCUUUACUGGUGUUCAGGGAGAGAUUGUUUCCAACACAGCGUUAAGUGACUAUCACGUGGUGGAGGUUGAGGUGACUGGGCCUGGUGGCUUCUCAGUCAACACAGUGAGGCGUAAUCCAGCCAAACUUGGAGCUGUAACUGGCAGUGCAACAUAUAACUCCUUCUGGAAUAGUUUACUAGUUUGCAAAGGUCAUGGAGGACGAGUUUACUUGUGCUGAAGCUGAUGAGAACUCUGCUGAAUUAACAACAACACAGCAAGGAGAUCCAUAUAGAUCAGAUGGUUUAUGGUGGAUAAGUUGUGUGGAUGGUGUCACUGGAUCGGUGUGUUACUGUAAACUUUUUGUGAACUUAUGAUAUUUGUGUUCCAAUAAACUGCAUGCAUACAGAAGAAA